CAGAUUCCUGGUCAUGUGAUCAGCUGUGUCCAAUCAUAGCUGAUCACAUGGGACAUGUACACUGAUCAUCAGGGCACUGAUGAUCAGUGUGCCCUGAUGAUCUGUGUAACCCCAGCAGAGCCACCUGUCAGUGUCCAUCAGUGCCAGCUCUCAGUGCUCAUUCAUGCCAUCUGCCAGUGGCCAUCAGUGCCACAUCAAUGCCACAUAUCAGUGCCCAUCUGAGCUGCCUUUCAGUGUCACCCAUCAGUGCCAGUCAGUGCCACCUAUCAGUGCCGCCUAUCAGUGCCGUCAGUGCUGCCUAUCAGUGCCGCCUAACAGUGCCAGUCAGUGCCACCUAACAGUGCCAGUCAGUGCAGCCUAUCAUUGCCAGUCAGUGCCACCUAUCAGUGCUGCCAAUCAGUGCCAGUCAGUGCCAGUCAGUGCCGCCUAUCAGUGUGCAUCAGUGCAGCCUAUCAGUGCCCAUCAGUGCUGCCUAUCAGUGCCGCCUAACAGUGCCAGUCAGUGCCACCUAACAGUGCCAGUCAGUGCAGCCUAUCAUUGCCAGUCAUUGCCGCCUAUCAGUGCCAUAUAU
Staurois parvus is the source of this 571-nucleotide messenger RNA. NCBI's taxonomy places the organism in Eukaryota, Metazoa, Chordata, Amphibia, Anura, Ranidae. The record is from the annotation of a GenBank genome assembly.